AUGGCAUUCGCGCUUCACUCCUUCUUCCUCCUCUGUGCGAUCAGCGGACUGCUGACUGGAGUCUCGUCUGUUCAAAAGACACCAGCAAAAGAUAAUAACUGUCCCAAAGGAUGGCGUCGCUUUGACUGUAAAUGCUUCAUCUACCAACCCGAUGCGAGGAUGUUUGCAGAUGCAGAGAGCGUCUGCAAUAUUCUGGGUGGAAAUGUAGUUUCCAUCCACAGUGCCGCGGAAAAUGCGUUUGUUCAUGGACUGUUUGAAGAGGGCAGGUCUUUCUUAGACUUUGCUGUCUGGAUUGGACUCCAUGACGUGUUUGAGGAAGAUAAAUUCCUUUGGAUGGAUGGCUCAGAAUUUGAUUUCGAUGGCUUUGAUGCGGAUGAUGAUGAGCCUUCGGUCAUGUCAGAGGGUGUCUGUGUAUCCUUGGAUGAGGAUGAUGCACGGUGGGACACUCGAAUGUGCACAACGGAAUUUACGUAUAUUUGCAUGACCGACGUUCUGACUCACUGA
Molecule: messenger RNA, 504 nt
Organism: Corythoichthys intestinalis (scribbled pipefish)
Lineage: Eukaryota; Metazoa; Chordata; Actinopteri; Syngnathiformes; Syngnathidae
Product: galactose-specific lectin nattectin-like
Exons: 6
Coding region: 1-504 (167 amino acids)
Molecular function (GO): signaling receptor activity
Source: RefSeq, a predicted model, not a curated record